Molecule: messenger RNA, 1905 nt
Organism: Peromyscus californicus insignis
Lineage: Eukaryota; Metazoa; Chordata; Mammalia; Rodentia; Cricetidae
Product: cytochrome P450 4A12
Exons: 13
Coding region: 1-1533 (510 amino acids)
Biological process (GO): lauric acid metabolic process; linoleic acid metabolic process; kidney development
Cellular component (GO): intracellular membrane-bounded organelle
Molecular function (GO): alkane 1-monooxygenase activity; arachidonate monooxygenase activity; heme binding
Source: RefSeq, a predicted model, not a curated record
AUGAGUGUCUCUGCUCUGAGCCCCACCAGAUUCCCAGGAAGCAUCUCUGGCUUCCUCCAAGUAGCCUCUGUGCUCAGCCUGCUCCUGCUGCUCUUCAAGGCAGUCCAGUGUUACCUGCACAGGCGAUGGCUACUCAGAGCCACCCAGCAGUUUCCAUUCCCACCUUCUCACUGGUUCUUUGGGCACAAGCUGGACUUCUUGGUGGACCAGGAGCUUCAAGAUAUUCUAACACGGAUAAAGAAUUUCCCAAGUGCCUGUCCACAGUGGCUCUGGGGGACCAAGCUGCGCUUCCAAGUGUAUGACCCUGACUACAUGAAGGUGAUUCUGGGAAGAUCAGACCCCAAAGGUCAUCAUGCCUACAAACUUCUAGCUCCUUGGAUUGGGUAUGGUUUGCUUCUGUUGAAUGGAGAGAGAUGGUUCCAGCACCGACGAAUGUUAACCCCAGCUUUCCACUAUGAUAUCCUGAAGCCUUAUGUGAGAAUCAUGGCAGAUUCUGUUCAUAUAAUGCUGGAUAAAUGGGAACAGACUGUUGGCCAGGAUUCCACCCUGGAGAUCUUUCAACACAUCUCCUUGAUGACCUUGGACACCAUCAUGAAGUGUGCCUUCAGCCAUGAAGGCAGUGUCCAGCUGGAUAGAAAAUACCAGUCCUACAUCCAAGCAGUUGAGGAUCUGAACCAUCUCAUUUUUUCCCGUGUGAGGAACAUGUUUCACCAGAAUGACACCAUCUACAGUGUGUCCUCUAAUGGCCGCCAGGCCAACAAUGCCUACCGACUUACCCAUGAUCACACAGACCAAGUGAUCAAAUUGAGGAAGGCUCAGCUUCAGGAUGAGGGAGAGCUGGAGAAGAUUAAGAAGAAAAGGCGAUUGGAUUUCCUGGACAUCCUCCUGUUUGCCAGAAUGGAAAAUGGAAGCAGCUUCUCUGACAAGGACCUUCGUGCUGAGGUAGAUACGUUCAUGUUUGAAGGCCAUGACACCACAGCCAGUGCUGUCUCCUGGAUCUUCUAUGCUUUGGCCACACAACCUGAACAUCAGAAGAGAUGCAGGGAGGAGGUACAGAGUCUUCUAGGAGAUGGAACUUCCAUCACCUGGGACCACCUGUACCAGAUGCCCUACACUACCAUGUGCAUCAAGGAGGCCUUGAGGCUCUACCCACCUGUACCGAGUGUGAGCAGAGAUCUCAGCACACCUGUCACCUUCCCGGAUGGACGCUCUUUGCCCAAAGGUAUCACAGUCAUGCUCUCCUUUUACGGCCUUCAUCACAACCCAUCUGUGUGGCCAAACCCAGAGGUGUUUGACCCUUCUCGAUUUGCAACCGAGUCGGCCCGACACAGUCACUCAUUCCUGCCCUUCUCAGGAGGACCAAGGAACUGCAUUGGGAAACAGUUUGCCAUGAGUGAGCUGAAGGUGGCAGUCGCCCUGACCCUUCUCCGCUUUGAGCUGCUGCCAGAUCCCAACAGGAUUCCAGUCCCCAUACCAAGACUGGUGUUAAAGUCCAAGAAUGGGAUUCAUCUAUGUCUCAAAAAGCUCCAGUAAUCUUCUCAGGACAAAGACAGCUCCAAUGGCAUUUUGCCUUCCAUUUUGUCUUCCUGUCACUCACUCUUGUCCCUAGCCCACCUGCUCACAUCCCUUUCUUUCUUUCCUCCUUGUUUAUUCCCUUCUGAGUGCUUCCUGUCUCCAUGUCUGUCAGUAUUUCUCUCUCAUCUUCUUCCAGGACCCCCACCUACCUUAAUGCAUGUCUGACCUUCCACCUACUAAUCUCCAUGACUUCCACACCACCUGCUCUUCUGGGUCUUUCUUUCUUUUCUGCUGCUUGUGUACCCUUGAAUGAGCUUUAUACUGAUGCCAUAAAUGAUUACAACAGAAGUGUGUGCUCUUAUGGUUCUAAAUAUCAGACAUUUUACAUGA